Molecule: messenger RNA, 1548 nt
Organism: Seminavis robusta
Lineage: Eukaryota; Bacillariophyta; Bacillariophyceae; Naviculales; Naviculaceae
Source: the annotation of a GenBank genome assembly
AUGAGAGAUCUCUGCUUUCGAUGCUUCGGGAUAGACUUCGAAAUUGAUUGGGGUACCUCCGACGAUGCCGACACGUUUGUUUCUGCUCACGUCUUUUACAAGAAAUACCCUUCUCUCUGUGAUGAAAACCAUCCAGAAUUGUCUGACAACACUGACGGCCUUUCUACUAGGAACAGAGAGUACACAAUCGAGGACAUCGAAGAGUAUCCACCAUCACCACCCAUCGAUCUCCCAUUAACACAGGUACCUGAAAAACACGAUACUGUCAAAGAAUCGGGAAGUGUGGACAGUGACGAUGACUGCAUACAGGAUGAGGCAGUACUGAACUGUUACUUCCAUGUUGUGCAUGCAUUUGCCAACAAGCGAAGUUACGUAGCAAAGAUGAAUGAUAAAUCAUUCGCAGCACCGAAGGGUACAGCUUACAGACACGUAAGCAAUAUCGCGAGUACCAAGACCAUCGAACAACGUCGGGCUGUCACUGCCCUUUAUCUACAAGACUGGAGAGAGAACCGUGGAGAGAAGAAAGCCGCAGAUCAUCUCGAACAAGAGUAUUGCUUGUACCCGAAGUACAAUUGGAACUACGCCUGCACUGGAGAGAUAGGUGUCUAUCCCUCCAACUGUCCAAAUGAAAGCUUUAACCGACAUGGUAUUAAGAGCAUUGCUGCGGAUUGUUCGAAGAACGCUUCUCUUUCCGCGUUUCUUGUCCACACUGCACCACGAUUGCUCGAGGAGGACGCCAACACUAGAAGUGAUCCAUGUACUAUUGAAAUUCCACGAACGGCAUCUAUGUUUGCUGUAGCCGCUACUGGUUUUCUGAAAGAAGGAGUGGACAUUGUGCAACUUGGAGUGGAUGAGUAUGGCCGACCUUCCAGUUGGUUGUGCAACUUAAAACACAAGGUGGGCGUUCCAAUUGACAAACGUCGAAUUAGGAUGAUCAAUGCCGCAUUGGAUGGAGAUGAACGACCUUUCAAGACUGAGUUGGCGGCAAUUGGUCUGGAUUUACCAGACUGUGUAGCCAACGCAAUGGUUCGAAUGACUAACACGGUGUGUCACUUACAAUGGAAGCAAGGAAACAUUGUUGGAGAUUGCGAGAACUGUGUCAAACAUUUGGGUUAUAGCUGUCCCGGUGCUAUCUGGCUAAGGAGCAGGCACAAUUUGCUGAACUGUUCCCUCUUGACGCUACGCAAGACAAGUGCCAAUGCAAGAGGAGAUGCUGCCAAGGCUUGUGGUAGGGGCAACACGAAGCGAAUGUACGAAGGUGGACUUCCGAAAACGUCCAAGAGACGGUGUCUUUCGAAGAUGCUGGAAUCGUUCGAUGCCUAUCUCGGUACUUUGAACCAUCAGCAAAUGACCAAGCUAGUUGUCUACUUUCGUUUGUUUCACAAUAAUAACAAUGGAAUGGAUCCAAUGAAGGGAAUGACGACACAGUGCCUAUUGGACACGAUGAGAUUAUGCCAUAGGAGCCAUAGUAUGGGUGCGGCGCAGCUGUGCUGGCUCAGUCUGGUGGAAAGAUCGCUGCUGCAUCUGUACACUCUUUCAGUACAAUGA